AUGAAGACAGUAACGCUCAGUGCCCUAUGGCUCGCCCUUGCCGAGUUGACCAGGCCGGCGCCCGUCACGACACUCUCUCUGUGGCCCACUGAGGCUGCCUCAGCGCUGUUAGCCAUGAUAGCUGCGAAUGCGAACAAGGGCAACUAUGCGUGUUUCGACAUGGACAACACUUCCUACCGAUACGAUCUCGAAGAGUCUCUCCUACCAUAUAUGGAGAACAAGGGCAUCCUCACUCGUGAUAACCUGGACCCAGCGUUGAAGCUCAUAGACUUUAAGGACACUGAAGACUUUACAGAAUCCCUUUACAGUUACUAUAACCGCCUCUGCGAGAUCGAUGACCUGGUCUGUUAUCCGUGGGUCGCACAGGUCUGGUCCGGAUUCGCCCUGAGCGAGUUGAAGACCUACGUUGACGAAGUCAUGGCGCUCAACGGAACCAUCCAAACGAAGUAUUGGGACGGCGACGAGAUCGUCGAAGAUGAAGUCUCAACGCCUAAGAUCUUCGCCGGCCAGGUUCAGCUCUACAACGCCCUCAUGGCCAAUGGCAUCGAUGUUUACGUCAUAACAGCAGCAAGUGAGGAACUCGUGCGGAUGGUCGCUGCAGACCCCAAGUACGGCUAUAAUGUCAAGCCAGAGAAUGUCAUCGGCGUAACGACGCUGCUCAAGAACGCCACGAGCGGAGAGCUGACGACUUCUCGGCUGCAGAUUGAGGACGGCGACUACGAUGAGCAGGCAAAUCUUGAUCUUAUCUUUGGUAGCUAUCUCUGGACGCCUGCGACGUGGUUCUCUGGCAAAUGGGCCGCGAUAUUGACAUACAUCGACCAGUGGAAGAAGCCCAUACUGGUUGGAGGUGAUACACCCGGAAGUGACGGGUACAUGCAAUUCCACGGCGUCGACGUCUCUAAAGGAGGAAUUCAUCUGUGGAUCAACCGGUCGGCCUCUGCGUUCGAGCAGCUGACAGAAAUGAUCAGCGAGAACUCUGCCGGCCAGGCCGCGGCGAAUUUGGAGGUCACAGCGGACAAGAAUUGGGUCGUGGUAUGUCUUCCCUGCACGUAUCUCCACUAG
Messenger RNA from Cyphellophora attinorum, 1062 nucleotides. RefSeq lists its product as uncharacterized. Bases 1 to 1062 code for a protein of 353 amino acids. Lineage: Eukaryota; Fungi; Ascomycota; Eurotiomycetes; Chaetothyriales; Cyphellophoraceae. The transcript has 5 exons. The record is from RefSeq and is a predicted model, not a curated record.